This is a messenger RNA of Amborella trichopoda, 1110 nucleotides long. RefSeq lists its product as uncharacterized. The record is from RefSeq and is a predicted model, not a curated record. Gene Ontology annotation, molecular function: structural constituent of ribosome; mRNA binding. Gene Ontology annotation, cellular component: ribosome. Gene Ontology annotation, biological process: translation. NCBI's taxonomy places the organism in Eukaryota, Viridiplantae, Streptophyta, Magnoliopsida, Amborellales, Amborellaceae.
AUCAAAUGGGCCCCUAAUUUACGGUUAUUCAGAAACUUCCAAUUUACAGUUCAUGAACUUGCUUUCGGUUAUCAAACAUGCCCUUAGAGAUGAAGUGACCGGUUCGGCAUAUUCAUACUUAAUAGUUGUAGACUGGUACGCACCUGUCCGAGUUUUUAAAACGGAUUCGUCCGAACUUUGGGUAUUCCUCGUGGUUUUCCUGGUUUGUAUUUCUCCGUAUCGCUGUGUGCUCGAACCAGUUGGGCCAAACCCUAGCCCUGCAUCGACUGCUGUUUUUUAACUUGUCUAGCCUUCUCCUCCUCCUUUUUAGUGUUCUCAAGCCAACUCUGGCAUUCCUCCACUGCAUUUGCAUGCCAUUUCAUCCCUUCUCAUCACUCUCUAAUCCCAUCCCUUUUAAUUGGAAUCAUUUGCCCUAUCUCCACCAUGAGGCUCCAAUUGCUCCACUCUAGGGUUUCCUUUGCAACUUUCUCUCGCCAUUUUCUAGAGCAGAGGCCAGGCCAAAGCCCAAUCAUCGGAGAUCCCCUCUCUCUACAAUAGGGCCUAUUUCCAAGCCAAAGCCGAAGAAAUACAAGCUUCCCCCUUUCUACGAUCCCUUUGGGCCUAGACCUCCUCCCUCCGAUAAAGUCAUCAGUUUAGCUGAUCGAAUCGCUAGUUUCUCUCCUGACGAGCUCAGGCAAGUUGGCCCUUAUCGUAGGGAGAAGCUUAGGGCACCUAAAAUUCAAGAGCUUUCUUAUGAUGCCAUGGUUUCAAGUCCUGCUGCUUCUGGUUCAGCUGCAAAGGUGGAGGAGAAGAAGGUUGAGAAGACUGCACUUGAUGUUAAGCUUGGAAAAUUUGAUGCUUCAUCCAAGAUAAAGGUGAUCAAGGAGGUUAGGGCUUUUACUAAUUUAGGCUUAAAGGAGGCCAGGGAAAUAGUUGAGAAGGCUCCUGUUCUUCUGAAACAAGGGUGUACGAAGGAGGAGGCAAAUGAUAUGAUAGAGAAGAUUAAGGCUGUGGGAGAGAUGGAAAUGAUGGAGUGAUGGGGUUUUUCUUUUCCCUUGUUUUCCUUUCCGACUGCUGAUAGGCAUUCAGGUUGGUGAAACUUUUAGCUUUGUAUCAAAAAAAAAAAAAAAA